UAGGCCCUUCCAGUCGCAAAAUGUCGUUUAACGAGGAAACAUUAUGGAUUGGAUUGUUUUACUUAUUUUGUUUAAUAAAUUGCCUUUCGACAACCAUAUAUAAAUACUUUCAUGUUAAUCAAAUGAUAGCUUGUCGCGACGGGAAAACUUAUCCGAUUAAUUCUUUUCACUAUUCAUUCCGUAACGAAGCGAGCCUACUUGUGAUGAAUAGCACACUGGAAGUGACUGAGGAUAUUCAAGGGCCACUGAAACAUAGCGUUAUUCUUCAUCGAUGCACAAUGGACUAUUCAUCAUGUGAAUAUUUUAAUGAGUUGGUACAGGAUGACAUUUGCCCGUCAUUUGACGAACCAACAUUUAUGGGAGCAUUCUUAGAGACGAACGAGAAGAAACUAAAGUGUCCAGUCAAAAUAGGAACCUACCGGUUCACAAACAUUAAAUGGAACUUUAGUAGAAUACUUACAGCUCCUGCCGAAAACUAUCGUUGGAAUACCAAAACCAUCAUUGAGCAAGUGAAGAACCAACGUAUCGUAUACUGCGUUGCGGGAAAGGUGCGCUUCAACAGAUCUAGGAGCAGGAAAGUUCUCUAGGUUAUAUCAAAUUAUACAUAACUAUUUUUAAAGUGUAUUGUCAGAUAAACAUUUUGAAAACUUUGUCUUUUGAACAUUAACUUUCUAACAAUAGCGGAAAAUAUGGCGAUGUCGUGCGCAUCGCAAUAGCACUA
This is a messenger RNA of Topomyia yanbarensis, 721 nucleotides long. RefSeq lists its product as uncharacterized. The record is from RefSeq and is a predicted model, not a curated record. The coding region runs from base 21 to 587 and encodes 188 amino acids. Lineage: Eukaryota; Metazoa; Arthropoda; Insecta; Diptera; Culicidae. The transcript is spliced from 4 exons.